CGCCGGCGAUGUGGUAUAGACGCCCGGUGUGUAUUGUCGCGCGAACAAACUACGCGUUUGUAACUAACUUUACUAGAUACAAGGUAAAGACGAGAGAAUUAAGCGAUAUGUGAGUAAUCAGCUAAUGUAUGCGUUUAAAAAUGAGACCAACAAAGAAUGACAAUGACGCUCCGCCGGUGUGAUAGCUUACCAAUACAUCUUAGAGAAGCACCAGUUCCGACGGAGAGCGAUACUCAAACACAACUAUCGAAAAUACCCGACACUUUGACUAUUCCGAACUUUCUAGAACUUCCAGACCGUGAUCAAGUUAUAGCCACUUGGAAGUCCCUUCAUACAGACGUCAAGAAAAUAAAAAAUGGAUUUCCUACAAAAAAUGAACUGGCAAAUCAUGAAGAGAACAAAAAAGAACCCAUUACGCAUAAUUACAUCCCAGCAUUCUCAUAUAAAAAGAGCUUGCGGAGGAAAAUUACUUAUAAUAAUCGACACGCCGGGGUCAGUUCACAGGAGGUCGACCGAAGUUCUUCAUUUCCUCUUGACACUGGUCAAGCGAAUAUUGAGAGUGGAACCAGAAUGGUACGAAGAAGAACACUACUACAACGUCUGCUGCCAUGGAAAACACAAGAGUGUGAUUGUCAAGAACGUUACAUACCAAAGUAUAAACCCAUACCUAAUAUACGCGCUGAAGACUUACUAUGUACUUGUGGUGCUAGUGCAAGCAGACUCAAACCUCCGGACAAUAGUAAAAAGUACGGAGAACGCGGUCGUUCCAAAAGUGUAGGCUAUGAAGCAGCACGAGAAGUGACUCAGUUCCGCCGGUGUGCAAGUGCUGGUGCUACGGUGGGUGCGGAGACAGCGGCGGCUUUGCGCGCUCGCGCCGCACUGACGUUAGCCCGCCGGUACUACCCUGAGGGUGGAUGGGGGUGGACUAUCACAGUCGUCGGCACCAUCGUUCAAGUAUUAUCACACGGCCUACAACUCGGCGGUGGCACAGGCGCCAUAGCAUGCACAGCUGCCGUUAAAUAUCGAGUGCCGCCUCUUUAUACUCACGGAUGCCUAGGCGCAUUAUCAGCUGGAGUGGCACUCGCGCUGUCGCCAGUCACAGUAGCGCUGUGUGUGCGCAAGUCAACCCGCGUUACCGCAGUAGUCGGAGGGCUGGUAGCCGCUCUCGGCUGUCUCUUUACAUCCUUUGCCACGCAAUUCCACCAACUCUUCUUCAGUUAUGGGACGGUGGUAGGUGUGGGAGUGGGCCUGACCCGAGACUGUUCUACACUAAUGGUGGCACAGUACUUCAAAAGAAGACGCGAGCUCGUCGAGAUCUUCGUCGUGAGCGGCAGCGGUCUCGGCAUCGCCGUUAUGUCCACCUUCAUCAAAGGCGCUAUAAGAGCAAUCGGUUGGCGACUGGGUUUGCAAGCUGUAACAGGAGUAGUAUUCGUAACAUUCAUAUUGGGCACCUUCUACCGAUCAGCCUCUUUGUACCACCCACAAAGAAGAGCCAUACUCCAUCUCAAAAAUCAGAAUAAAAUCAAACGGAAGAUGAAGGACAGGAACAAAAGUGAUGAUAGACAACCAUUCUUUGACUUCUCCACUUUAAAAUCUAAAACAGUCAGGAUUCUGCUCAUGUCAACAGGGAUAUCAGCAUUUGGAAUUAACACACCGAUAUUUUAUUUAGCGUACCAUGCGGAACAAGAAGGCUUAGGAGAUACAGCAGAACUGCUUCAGGCCUACUUGGGCCUAGCCUGGGCGGUGGGAUGUGCGGUUUUUGGAUUACUUGUACGGCAGAACUCGGCCGAAUGCCGAAUAGCCCGGCAAUAUUUAACACAAGCGGCAGUAUUUGUAUGUGGUCUAGCGACUAUGGCCCUAACUGCUGUUGAAGGCUCUUACAGGGGAUAUGUUAUGUUCGCUUGGAUCUAUGGUAUAUUUUGCGGUGGAUAUCAUUAUUCGUUGAAGAUGUAUACCUAUGAACGAGUUCGCUCUCGAAACUUCGCGCGUGCAUGGGGGUUUGUACAGUGCUCACAAGCUGUACCUAUAGCUAUUGGAGUACCACUUUCAGGAUAUAUAAACGUGGGAUGUGGUGGCAAGGCAGGCUACUACUUCAGUUCUACAUGCUCGCUUAUUGGUUCACUGUCACUCUUUUGCAUUGAUCUACAUCGGCGCAGCGUAGCGCAUAAACAAACCAAAGAAAAUGGCGGAAGUACACUGUGUGAGACGGUAGUGGGAGGAUCAACGCGUCGCAGCCACUCUCGCGAAAGAGAGCCUCGUACCGCCACGGGCGCCGCCACCGCUUUAGUUUUAGGAGCAGAAUUAAUAGCACCAGGCAGAACCGGUCGUGAUCUACUUCUGGACAGCAUUGGUCCGGGUAGCCUCGGCUCCCCUCCAACCAACAUACCCCCGGAGCUAACAUGCAUUAGUGAGGAGGGAGGGCUAGAUUUGGACCUGGAUUUAGAUAUACCGGAGCAUCUCUUAGAGGAUUUAGAUUGCGGCGGUGACUGUAUCACUAGUUGUAAUAAGGUUGAAAACUAUUUAAUGCUGAGCGAGUAUGAAAACAACCUGAUAGCGGAGCUUCCCAAUAUGAACGAGCGUCGCCACAGACGCUGGUCGAUAGUAAUGGCCAACUCAACACAGCAAUCCACCAUCCCAGAACAGCACUCCCCGGAGCAUACCAAAAACUCCAUCAAGUGGAAGAAAAAGUGCCAUAACGCAAACAACAGACUGAUCACAGUGAUUAACGAAGCGUCACUAUAAAUUCCUAGUGAAAUAAUAUUGAGACAAUAAAUAGAAAGUACCUAAUUGAUAGUGUAUGUACCUAUUUAACCUCAUUAAUUUAUUUGAUGUGUGUGAUGAGUAGUAUUUGUGUAUUGUUCAAUAUAAUUUA
Molecule: messenger RNA, 2872 nt
Organism: Achroia grisella
Lineage: Eukaryota; Metazoa; Arthropoda; Insecta; Lepidoptera; Pyralidae
Product: monocarboxylate transporter 10-like
Exons: 12
Coding region: 157-2742 (861 amino acids)
Biological process (GO): transmembrane transport
Molecular function (GO): monocarboxylic acid transmembrane transporter activity
Source: RefSeq, a predicted model, not a curated record